UUAGCGAGAAAGCAAAGGCACAACCACGACCCAACCCGACCCACCCCCAACAGCUUUGAACAGCUGAGCGCGGAGAGAGAGAGAGAGAGAGAGAGAGAUUGAGAGGGACGUACCCUCCGACAUUUUCUCUAUUCUUUACGCGAGGGCUUUCUUCUUCUUCUUCUCUUUCUUGUAUUUAGAUCUCUCUCUGUGUGUGUUCGAUCUCUAGCUAGGGUUGUUUUUUUUCUUUCUUUUUCUCUCAUUUCUCAUAUAUAUGAUUCCGAUGUCCUAGAGAGCCAAUCGAUCUGUUUUGCAAUCCUAAGCUUCAAAGUUCCCUACCGACUUGAGGGACUGAAAAUGGUGGUUUCGGCGCCACUUACGCCGGGGCAGGUGUCUUUUUUGCUUGGAAUAAUACCAAUUUUUGUUGCAUGGAUUUAUUCAGAGUUCCUUGAAUACAAGAAAUCUUCACAUCCUUCUAAAGUUCACUCGGACGUUAAUCUGGUUGAAUUGGGAAAGGAGACAAUCAAAGAAGAUGAUCGGGCUGUUUUGCUGGAAGGAGGCCUCACAAGAUCAGCAUCUGCAAAAUUGCAUAGUUCGUCCAUGAAAAUGAAUCUAAUUAGGUUCUUGACCAUGGAUGACUCUUUCUUGCUUGAAAAUAGAGCCACUUUGAGAGCAAUGUCUGAGUUUGGGGCAAUUCUGCUGUAUUUCUACACAUGUGAUCGCACGAAUUUAUUGGGAGAAUCUACAAAGAAUUACAAUCGUGAUCUUUUCCUCUUUCUCUACGUUCUCCUUAUCAUAGUUUCAGCAAUGACUUCUUUGAAAAAGCACAGUGAUGUGUCAGCAUUCUCUGGAAAAUCCUUACUUUAUCUUAAUCGACAUCAAACUGAAGAGUGGAAAGGAUGGAUGCAGGUCCUAUUUCUAAUGUACCAUUACUUUGCUGCGGCGGAGAUAUACAAUGCAAUACGUGUCUUUAUCGCUGCAUAUGUUUGGAUGACUGGUUUUGGAAACUUCUCCUAUUAUUACAUUCGAAAGGAUUUUAGCCUUGCACGCUUUACCCAGAUGAUGUGGCGGCUAAAUUUCUUUGUGGCGUUUUGCUGCAUUGUUCUUAAUAAUGACUACAUGCUGUACUAUAUUUGUCCAAUGCACACGCUUUUCACUUUAAUGGUGUAUGGAGCCCUUGGGAUUUUUAACAAGUACAAUGAGAUAAGCUCAGUGAUGGCUGUGAAGAUUCUUGCAUGCUUUCUCGUGGUUAUCUUGAUUUGGGAAAUUCCUGGAGUUUUCUACAUAUUCUGGCGUCCACUAGCAUUCGUUUUAGGGUAUACUGAUCCUGCAAAACCAGAUCUCCCUCGUCUGCAUGAAUGGCAUUUCAGAUCUGGACUUGAUCGGUAUAUAUGGAUCAUUGGAAUGAUAUAUGCAUAUUACCACCCCAACGUUGAGAAAUGGAUGGAAAAAUUGGAGGAAUCUGAAACUAAGAGGAGAAUCUCAAUCAAAGCAAGCAUUGUUGCAGUCUCUUCAUUUGUUGGUUACAUGUGGUACGAAUAUGUUUACAAGCUGGACAAGGUUACUUACAACAAAUAUCAUCCCUACACAUCAUGGAUUCCAAUAACUGUGUAUAUUUGCUUGCGGAAUUUCACUCAGCAGUUUCGGAGUUUCUCAUUAACUCUCUUUGCGUGGCUUGGAAAGAUAACUUUGGAGACCUAUAUUUCACAGUUCCACAUCUGGUUGAGAUCAAGCGUGCCUAAUGGACAGCCUAAGUGGCUUCUUUCUUUUGUCCCAGAAUAUCCCAUGCUUAACUUCAUGCUCACUACUGCUACUUAUGUCAUUGUAUCCCUACGGAUUUUUGAAUUAACCAAUACGCUGAAGACAGUUUUCGUACCCACAAAAGACAACCGGCGGCUGCUGUAUAAUUUUCUUGCUGGGUCUGCCAUUUUCCUGUGCUUGUAUUUCAUAUCACUCGUUCUUCUUCAGAUCCCUCAUUCACCGGCCUGAAAAAUUAAGACUUAGGACAGAAUUACAUAGAUGUUUCCUGUCGGAUGUGCGAAAAGUAUCGAGGCAGGAGUUAAAUAAGGGGACUUUGGAAGAUGUUGGCUGCAAAUCUAGCUUUAAAAGCAAAAUUUCCAUUGGGCUAGAUAGACUUGCCCUCACUGCUGCAUCAGGGCUGAAAGUAGAAGCCUGAUAUACAUUUCGCAUGUGGCAGAGGGCAGGAAAUGACAGGAAAGAUCUUUUUGUUUCUUCUUCCUUUUUGUAGUACUGCUGAAUGGUGCAUAUAAAUUCUUUCUUCUUCGUGUUCAAUCAUUAAAGAAAAUGUAGGAUCCUGUGACAUAUAUCACUUGCCUGGUAUCAAAGAAAUUCGAGAUUCAUUACUAGUGUAACUUUGAUUGUCAAUGUCGUGUUACAUGAUUGGAGCAUAUUUGAACUUGGUGUAUUCAAUUGGAAAUC
Juglans microcarpa x Juglans regia is the source of this 2418-nucleotide messenger RNA. RefSeq names its product protein REDUCED WALL ACETYLATION 4-like. NCBI's taxonomy places the organism in Eukaryota, Viridiplantae, Streptophyta, Magnoliopsida, Fagales, Juglandaceae. The transcript has 17 exons. Bases 337 to 1968 code for a protein of 543 amino acids. Gene Ontology annotation, cellular component: Golgi apparatus. Gene Ontology annotation, biological process: xyloglucan metabolic process; plant-type secondary cell wall biogenesis; xylan biosynthetic process. Gene Ontology annotation, molecular function: acetyltransferase activity. The record is from RefSeq and is a predicted model, not a curated record.